AUGCCGCUCCCAGCCUCACCCAAAACAACGUCUGAGGCGGAGCGUAUCGCGACUGUCCCGCUUUCAGACGUCGAAAUGGCUCAGCCCGCCGAACUCGCACCCAUCAACGCGGCGGCCGAGGUCGAAGCCAUACCUCCUACACCGACCGGGACCUCUAUACGCCUCCCCGCAUUCCCUCCUCACGCCGUCGUCAAGACUUCUGUAUCGCCAGAGAAGAGAGAGGUCGCGCUGCCGCCUCCAUCACCAGCUGGCGAAGGCGAGGAGGCGGGUCAAGCUCGCGGUGAAGGGCUGAGGUGGAAUCCAAGGCCAAAAUUGUCCGUCGCGUCCGCGCCAGGCGUGGUGGUCAGUGGGAAGGGGGAUGGGGUGAGGUCAGGAUGGGGGAAUCUCCCGCAGAAUCUACUCCGUAUCGUACUGAGCUAUGCUGCAGCGUCGUUACCGGUACAUGUCACACUACGGAACAGAUGGCAGCGGGACGUCUUGGUAGCGCCUAUCAUCGUCGCUCUAAACAGCCGAGAAUGGCUAGCCAACAUUCGACGCGUAUCGCCAGGUUGGAGACGAGCCAUCGACCACCACCCCCAUUGGUACACUCUUAUCAAUCUCCUAUACCCAUCAUACGAUCCAGCUACCGCCGAUCCCCCUCCCAAGAACCCAAGCGCCCGGUCUGGCUCCAAAACCAUCACCAUCCGGGCCCCGACCCCUUUCCAACGCGCCAAACGGGUCUGCAGUCAGAUCUGCAUACCCUGCACGGUCGCCUAUCCGACUCACCCCCAUCCCUUUCCUGCCGCGCACCGAGAUGCGGCGAUCUGGAUUCACAGACUCGGCUGGGUCAGAAUCUGCGCAUGGCACGAUGACCAAUUCUGCCAUGCGUGUCUGCUCAGUAAUCGUCCGCCUCACGGGAACGAUCGCGGUCGGAGUGUCGGUCUCCAGCUGUCUACCGAGGGCGACAUUGACGAGGCGGACGAGUACCGGUCGAUCGAAGCGUACGUGUGCGAGCUGUGCCGCUUCAAUGCGCUCGAUUCGGCCAUUAUCCGCCAACUACGGUCUUGCGCCAGAGGGGGCGGCGUGAUUCGGGGCGACAAGAUCCAAUGGAACGGAUUCUCAGAGUAUACCGACUAUAUCGCGACCGGGAAUGAUACGGCACGGAGUACGGCUGAGGUACUGGUGGCUAUGUGGUCUCUCAUGAGUCAGACGCGAUUUACCGAUCUCACUCGAUGGGGCAGGGAACUCCAAGGCUUGGAGUUCCAAGCUCGGAUGUCGUUCUACAAUGGGCAAGGCGGCGAGACGCGUGAAGCGAGGGCACGCCGGUGGAAGUUAACAGUGCUGCUCCAGCCAUACAAGUCGAUUGACGUUGAGGUGGAUGAGGAGGUCAAGAGGAAGACGUUGUUGAACUGGGAUUGGGAAUUGAGAGCUAGGGGGAUGGAUCUCAUUGAAGAGCUCAAGGAGGAGGCAAUGAGUGAAGCAUUGAAUGCCAAGUUCAGAGAAGUCGUGAGCGACGCGGCUAUGAACCACUUUGUCGCCGCGCGGAUCAGAUCAGGAAUCUGGGUUCUGCCGUCUACCGAAGCGGAUAUCCUCUCUGCCGUCCCUCGCUUCGCCCACCCCAGAUACCCACCCGGCGACCUCUUCCCCCUCGCCCCGCUCGCUCACACCGUCGUCCACCCCUUCCCUUCCGACCCCACCAUCCUCGCGCUCCCCAAGCCAGAUGUCGACCAUCCCAAACUCACCGGUAUAUUCCGGCUCGAUCCCCCAGCACCCAUCGGCGCCCCUACCUUCGGGACCGAGUACAUCUUGCCACCGCACACGAUCGUCCAGGCGCUCGAUACCAAGUUUAUGGUCCAUCUUCGCGGGCUUCUCUGGCCUGCGAUGCGGCGGCUGAUGGCGGGGAUUGUGGAUGCAGUGGGGGAUGAUCAGACCGCAGAGACUGUAUGUGCGGGGAUGAGUGUGCGGGAGGUUUUGGAGGGAUUGAGAGGACAGCAGGUCUGGUUUACCCAGAAAGCGGCGAAUAGAAGGGAGAGGGACGAGGUUCUCAAGGCGAUGAAGGAGGCGGAAGCGGAGGCGGCUGCAACUGCUACUGUCACGGAAGCAGAGGGGCUGGACGUGGACAUUGAUGGCGAGCCCAUGCCGAUCACGGUACAUAUCCCAGCCAAGUCUGUACCGGAUUCGCCGAGGGUCGAGCUCGUCCUUGAGGAGGAGGAAGAGGAGGGACUCGCGCCCGUCUCGAGCAUCAUCGAGGUCCAUCACGAGGAGCCGGUCAUUGUCAACCCGGCGUCUACGCUCGGUAAGCGGAAGACACCGCCUGCGGACCUAGCACAGGAAGGGGAGCACGCCUCGGACCGGUCUAGGCAGGCCCGGAGAUCUCGGGAGGGCUCGGCGCCUAUCACGGGAUCGACUAUUACGACCGCCACGUCCACGUCGACCCCAGAGGACGUGGUCAUGCCUAUCACGCCGGAGGAUGUUAUCAUUGAAGCGCUACAGAACGUUCCGGACGCGCUUACGGCCGCUGAGAAACCUACCGGCGUCCGUGUCGGCUCGCCGAUCAAGGCCAAAGCGAACCUGUUGGUGGUCGAGGUGGACGGGGAGGCCCAGGCGGGCGGAGAAUGA
Messenger RNA from Dioszegia hungarica, 2598 nucleotides. RefSeq lists its product as uncharacterized. The record is from RefSeq and is a predicted model, not a curated record. NCBI's taxonomy places the organism in Eukaryota, Fungi, Basidiomycota, Tremellomycetes, Tremellales, Bulleribasidiaceae. The transcript has 5 exons. The coding region runs from base 1 to 2598 and encodes 865 amino acids.